CCCCGCGGUGCUGCGGCUGCCGCUUCCCGCUGCUGCUCGCCCUGCUGCAGCUGGGCCUGGGCAUCGCCGUGGCCGUGCUGGGCUUCCUCAUGGCCAGCGUCAGCUCGUCCUGCUGCUCAGAGACACCCCGUUCUGGGGCGGGGAUCCUCGUUUGCUUAGUAGCGUACCUUGGCUUGUUCAUGCUCUGUGUCUCUUACCAAGUGGACGAAAGGACUUGUAUUCAGUUUUCUAUGAAACUUCUGUACUUCUCGCUGAGUGCCCUGAGCCUGACGGUGUGUGUGCUAGCCCUGGCUUUCCAGGCCCAUCUUUACUCCCAGCUCUCCCAGUUUACCUGCGAGACCACGCCGGACGCCUGCCAGUGCAAACUGCCCUCCUCGGAGCCCCUCAGCAGGACUUGGGUGUACAAGAGCGUCUCGGGCUGCUCCAGCAUCACCGGGACCCUCAGACUCUUCCUGAUUAUCCAGAUGGUUCUGAACCUGGCGUGCGGCCUGGUGUGCCUGGCGGCCUGCUUCGUGAUGUGGAAGCACAGGUACCAGGUCUUUUAUGUGGGGGUCCGGAUGUGCUCCCUGACACGGUCCCAACGCCAGCAGUGAAACCUCUCAACCAUCUUGCUAAACAGCAACAACGAAAUCCAAAACCCCAACCCUUAAGUCCUCC
Molecule: messenger RNA, 657 nt
Organism: Perognathus longimembris pacificus (Pacific pocket mouse)
Lineage: Eukaryota; Metazoa; Chordata; Mammalia; Rodentia; Heteromyidae
Gene: Sspn
Product: sarcospan
Exons: 3
Coding region: 90-593 (167 amino acids)
Cellular component (GO): sarcolemma; dystrophin-associated glycoprotein complex
Source: RefSeq, a predicted model, not a curated record